CAAAGUUCAACAUCCACCAGUCCCCUAGCCCACCAUCAAUUCACGAACCCCAAUUCUAUUCAACCAUAUCACAACGCAAAAAAGACAAGCAAGUCAACAUGUCGAGCUAUCAGGCCGCCAACUGGAGUCACCAACCUAGCACCUUUGAUGGGAUUGACCAUAGUUUCCAAUGGGAGUACAAUGUCGCCCAAUCACCCAAGAACAUGGUGAACCAAUACAAUGAUCUGCUUCAACGAGCGGCCGACUUCUACGCGACACUGGACAACUCAUUUGAGUCUGUUUCAUCUUCAGCGUCGGAUAGUUCCUAUCGAACGACACCAGAACGGAGGGUGUCAACCGCCGGGAGCAUUGUGGCCCAAGUGAAAGGAUCUAUUCCAGACAAGAUCGAGCGGAGACGCGAGCAGAACCGGUCAUCACAACGCGCUUAUCGAGAGCGCAAGGAACGUCACCAGAAAGAACUCGAAGAGCAAAUCUGCCAAUGGCAACAAAAGCACCAGCUGCUCACUCGAUCAUAUUCUCAACAGUCGGAGGAAGUUAAACGGCUCAAGGCACAAAUCGAUAAUCUCAACGGGGAGAUUGCUAACCUUCAGAGCGGGCUUCCCAAUCUGUGUGGGUCUUUGUGCCAGUCACCGCAAGAGUUUGAUCUAGUGCCCUUCUUCGGUGCUGACACUCUGAGCCCACAGAGCACUCCACGCCUGGGCCAGGCGGUACCAACUCGGAGAGGAUCUUGA
Messenger RNA from Exophiala mesophila, 731 nucleotides. RefSeq lists its product as uncharacterized. The record is from RefSeq and is a predicted model, not a curated record. Lineage: Eukaryota; Fungi; Ascomycota; Eurotiomycetes; Chaetothyriales; Herpotrichiellaceae. Gene Ontology annotation, cellular component: RNA polymerase II transcription regulator complex. The transcript has 3 exons. Gene Ontology annotation, molecular function: DNA-binding transcription activator activity, RNA polymerase II-specific; transcription cis-regulatory region binding. The coding region runs from base 99 to 731 and encodes 210 amino acids.